This is a messenger RNA of Pogonomyrmex barbatus (red harvester ant), 1913 nucleotides long. Its product is annotated as major facilitator superfamily domain-containing protein 12. Gene Ontology annotation, molecular function: symporter activity. The record is from RefSeq and is a predicted model, not a curated record. NCBI's taxonomy places the organism in Eukaryota, Metazoa, Arthropoda, Insecta, Hymenoptera, Formicidae. Gene Ontology annotation, cellular component: plasma membrane. Gene Ontology annotation, biological process: carbohydrate transport.
UUUACAAGUGUAUACUUUUAAAAAGGACAUAAAAUUGUAUUGUGCUCACAAAAGAGCACAAGGCAAAAUUUAAUUGCAUUCAAUCUUUGCUCUACUGUAAAACAUAAAUUCAUAUUUAUAGAUAUGUAUGUAUAUAUGUGUGUUAUUGAAAGGUAUAAGAAUCUAAUUACACUGUUAAUCCAUUUUUCAUUUAUAAUUAUAUUUUUAUUCAUAAUUUAAAUAUUGAGCUCAAAUAAUAAGCUAUUAUGUCAUUAUCAACGAUCUAUAUUAAUAACUCGUGUCAUGUAAUGAAAUAAUGGCGUAUAUUUUUCGCAAACUUAUUCGUAAUUAUCACGCAACUAUUUUAAGAAACUAUCCUAAGGGAAAAUAGCUUGAAGCAAAAUUCAAUCAAGUGAAAGGAACGCUGACCACAAGUUUGCCUUAGAAAGAAGUAACAUCGUCGCAAAUAUUUAUCUCCAGAUAAUAGUAUGUCACAAGAAAACCACUCCUAGAUAGAUCAUAAUGGAUUCACCAGAAAGUUUCCAUAUGUAUUUUGAGAAGCAUUAAACAUUUGUUCAAAAAUGGAUAACGAGCGAAUGCCAUUGGUUGACACCGAGAGAAUAGCGACAUCGACGAAGUUCGCUUAUGCUCUUGGACAUGUUUUUAAUGAUUUGGCGGCUGCUAUGUGGUUUUCCUACACUUUAAUUUAUCUACAACGAGUAGCAUUGUUGGAACCAGUAGUCGCUGGUGCACUACUACUUUUAGGACAAAUUGUCGAUGCAAUAAUGACACCUAUAUUCGGUUUCUUGGUUGAUCGUUACUGUAAGAAAAAAAUUUGGCACGUCAUCGGUUCCAUUAUAGUCACCUUAUCCUUCCCCAUAAUAUUCGGUGGUUUUGCCAAUUCAUCCAUCACAAUCGCUGUGCUCUUAUAUGUAACGAGCAUUACUAUAUUUCAAAUUGGUUGGGCAGCCGUGCAAAUCUCACAUCUAUCAAUGAUUCCCUCAUUAACCAAUUCCGUCCUAGCUCGAGCCGAUUUAACCGCGAUAAGAUAUUCCGCUCAAGUUGGUGCGGCCGUAAUAGUUUUCAUAGUAACAUGGAUAGUUCUACCAACCAGCGGCGAAUUAAUAGUUCAAUUAGAUCAGCAAGAUGAUUAUAAAUUCAGAAAUAUCUCUUUGGUUCUCACGGCUCUCGGUCUGACCGCGACCGUCUUUUUUCACAUUUUCCUGAAAGCCAAUCUUUUAGAGCAAACAACAUCCGCGAAAGCGAACAUCGAGGAGCCAACUAAAUCGUCAGAUCUUUCGCCUAAUCGUCGGAUAUCGUGGAUCGGCAUCACGAUUUUGUUAAGAGUCGCGAUGCUAUACGUGGCGAGCAGAUUAUUUAUCACUCUGGCCACGGUAUACUUGCCGCUGUACAUAGAAGAAACGAAAGUUGAUGGCAAGCAGGCGUUAGCCACCGUGCCGUUAGUCUCAUACGUAUCUUCCUUCGUGGCCGCUUUGCUGCUCAAAUACAUCACCAGAAUUUGUGGUACCAAGGCUUGCUAUCUUCUCGGCGCUAUAAUUGGCAUAAUUGCUGCCAUUGUCACAGAAUUUGUCGGGAAUAGCACAACGAUUGUAUAUCUCGUCGCCGUAUUAAUUGGCGCGGGGAGCUCCAUUACGAUGGUUACCGCAUUGAGCGUCACCGCCGAAUUAAUCGGCUCUCGAACAGAACGUAGCGCCUUUGUGUAUUCGAUUGUCACUUUUCUCGAUAAAAUUAUUACUGGUCUCGUGGUAAUAUUAAUUGAACAAUGGAGAUGCAAAGAUAAAGAACUUUGUCCUAAUUAUAAUCGAGACACACUAUCCAUCGUUUGCGUUUCUUCGAUGAUACUGGGACUUAUAACUUUGCUAUCUGUAUCUCGUUGUUUAACGUGAAAAAUUAAUAAACUGAUAUUUCUUUAU